AUGGCGACGCCAUCGACAUCGACUUUGGAUCAGUCGCCUCUCCUACGAUCGCGUUCAUCCUCGACAUUAGGAUCGCUUAGCUCGAAUACCUCUAUCAGCGAUGCCUCCCGAAAUCUGAAGCUCCGGCAAAAGACGCGUGUCCUACGCGCCGUUGCCUUCGUCGUAUCUAUUAUCACAGCCCUCUGCGCCGGAUCCAUUACUGUCUUCUCGCUCUACGGGCACCUUUUCCAGUCACGACUACAUUACACACAAUUCCAAAUCAACGGCAUCGCUAGUGCCAUGAGCCUUUCCAUGUACCUCCCGGUUCCCGUGAUAGGAUUCCUGUGCGACCGAGUAGGGCCUGCCUUCGUGGCUAUUGGUAUAGGCACGUCCUGUAUGUACCUGGGCGCCAUUACCACAUGUGCUAAGAACUUUGGGCAAGGCAAGUAUCGAGGCUUGAUGCUGGUUGCCCCUAUUGCGUCAUUUGGUCUUGGUGGAAUGGUCCUCAGUCAGAUCGGGAGUCGGAUUCUCUACGAGACACAGCCGGAUGGAGCUAGAGAUAUAAACGUAUUUCAUUUCUUCCUGUUCCUCUGCGUCGUUCUCGCUGUCCUUGGACUUAUUGGUACCUUUUCAUUACGGGUUGUAGACGAAGAGGACCUCAUCGACGGAGCGGUAGAAGAACUAGAGAGGAGCGGGCUCCUCGAGGGAAGCGAGGUCUUCCGCCGCCGAGCGCAUCGGGACUACGGUGCUAUUGAUGCUAUCGAUGACGACGCUGGAGCCAUGGACCCGGCUAGGGACGAGGAUGAUGAAGAUGAUAAUGCUAGGCUGAAAAAGGCCUGGCUUCUCAAUGCUGAGACUAGGAGUUUUCUGUCGGAUCAUACAAUGUGGUGGUUUGGUAUCGGCUUUUGGCUCAUCAUUGGACCGGGCGAAGCGUUUAUCAACAAUCUCGGCACCGUAGUUGGAACUUUAUAUUCUCCGAGCACAAGGUCAAAUGAAACGUCCGUGGCGACACACGUCUCUAUUAUGGCUGCGCCAGCACGUUCAAACGGGAUUUCCAACCUCUCUUCCAGAGCUGAGACAAAAGAUAUCAGUCUCACGCAUAGUUUAUUCAUCGCUGCUGGUAUUAUCUUAUCCAUCGGAACACUAGUACUGGCCUCCGGUGCAGUUCAGGAGCACGGGGAACGUUUUUGGAUUGUAUCUGGUGCGAUUGGAGCGGGAUAUGGCGCAGUAUUCAGCCUGACACCGAUCAUCGUGACGAUGAUCUGGGGCGUUGAGAACUUCGGUACUAACUUCGGCAUCCUCGCGCUCACACCUGCUCUGGGUUCCACGAUGUGGGGUUUAAUUUACUCCGCGGAAUACCAGGCCGGUGCUCAAGAUUCACCUUCGCUGGCUGAAGGGGCUGAUAAAGAUGUAUUCUGUUAUGGUACAAAGUGUUAUUCGUCCACGUUUUGGGCCAUGACGAUCUCCGUGUGGAUCGGAACGGUCAUGGUUUUCUGGGCUUGGAAAGGCCGAAAUGGUUGGUCCAAGAGGGGAAUUGUGAUUUAG
Messenger RNA from Daldinia childiae, 1524 nucleotides. RefSeq names its product putative transporter mch1. The transcript is spliced from 3 exons. Lineage: Eukaryota; Fungi; Ascomycota; Sordariomycetes; Xylariales; Hypoxylaceae. The record is from RefSeq and is a predicted model, not a curated record. Gene Ontology annotation, cellular component: membrane. The coding region runs from base 1 to 1524 and encodes 507 amino acids.